AUGUGUUCAUCAUCGAGAAGUUCAAAAGAGUUGUUGAGAUUACAAAAGGAAUUAAAAGACAUUGAAAAUGAAGAUGUCCAAGAAAUAAAUGCCCACAUAAAGGAUUCGAAUUUUUUCGAAUGGGUUGGAUUUAUAAAGGGCCCAGAAGGAACCCCAUAUGAAGAUGGUCAUUUUACUCUAGCCAUAACGAUACCUAAUGAUUACCCAUAUAAUCCCCCUAAAAUUAAAUUUGUUACUAAAAUAUGGCACCCUAAUAUUUCAAGUCAAACUGGUGCUAUAUGUUUAGAUGUUCUAAAAAAUGAGUGGAGUCCUGCAUUAACAAUUAGAACCGCUCUAUUGUCAAUUCAAGCCCUCCUUUCUGAUCCCCAACCAGAUGAUCCUCAAGAUGCAGAAGUCGCAAAAAUGUACAAAGAAAAUCAUUCCCUCUUUCUUAAAACUGCAAGUGUAUGGACUAAAACAUUUGCAACAGCGCCAAAAGAAGAAUCUCAUGAAGUUAUUAUUAAGAAAAUUACUGAAAUGGGAUUUACCGAAGAUCAAGCUAAGAAUGCCUUGAUAAAAGCAAACUGGAAUGAGACCUUAGCAUUAAACACUUUAUUAGAGAAUUCUUAA
Molecule: messenger RNA, 609 nt
Organism: Plasmodium vinckei vinckei
Lineage: Eukaryota; Apicomplexa; Aconoidasida; Haemosporida; Plasmodiidae
Product: ubiquitin-conjugating enzyme, putative
Exons: 7
Coding region: 1-609 (202 amino acids)
Molecular function (GO): protein binding
Source: RefSeq, a predicted model, not a curated record